Messenger RNA from Eremothecium gossypii ATCC 10895, 984 nucleotides. It is a transcript of the gene FSF1, whose product is annotated as Fsf1p. The coding region runs from base 1 to 984 and encodes 327 amino acids. Lineage: Eukaryota; Fungi; Ascomycota; Saccharomycetes; Saccharomycetales; Saccharomycetaceae. Gene Ontology annotation, biological process: mitochondrial transmembrane transport; monoatomic ion transport. The transcript has a single exon. The record is from RefSeq and is marked provisional. Gene Ontology annotation, molecular function: monoatomic ion transmembrane transporter activity. Gene Ontology annotation, cellular component: mitochondrial inner membrane.
AUGGCGUCGAGCGUGGCGGGGACUAGACCGCUACCAGAGUCGCGGUAUGACUUGAGUACAUACUGGGGCCGGGUGCGCCAUUGUGCUGAGAUCGCGGACCCCACGAUGCUGCUGACCACAGAGGCGGACCUCGCGCAUGCGCGCGAGGUCGUGCGCUCGUAUAGGCGCGGCGAGAUGAAGCAGCCGACCGAGGAGUUUUGGCGGGCGAAGAAGCAGCUCGACUCUACGGUGCACCCGGACACUGGUGAAACAGUCCUGUUACCGUUCCGCAUGUCGUCCAACGUCCUGUCGAACCUGUUUGUCACGGCAGGGAUGUUGACGCCGGGGCUGGGCACCGCGGGGACGCUGUUCUGGCAAUGGGCGAACCAAUCGCUCAAUGUGGCCGUGAACUCGGCCAAUUCGAACAAGUCGCACCCGCUGAGCACGCAGCAGCUGUUGAUGAACUACGCGGCCGCCGUGACAGCGUCCUGUGGGGUUGCGGUUGGACUGAAUAAGCUGGUGCCGCGGCUGCGUAACGUCUCGGCCAACGCGCGACUGCUGCUGGGCCGUUUGGUUCCGUUUGCGGCGGUUGUUUCUGCGGGUGUCGUGAACGUGUUCUUGAUGCGCGGCAACGAGAUCCGCAAGGGCAUAUCGGUCUACGACGUGAACGGCGACGAGAUCGGGAAGUCAAAGAAGGCUGCGCUGCUGGCGGUUGGUGAAACAGCCCUGAGCCGCAUGAUCAAUGCGACUCCGAUCAUGGUCAUCCCGCCGUUGGCCUUGGUGCGCCUCCAGCGUGGCAUUCUAAAGGGCAAGUCCUUCCCAAUACAGAUGGCGGCCCAGCUAGGAGUCAUCACACUAACUGCGUUUGCGGCUCUUCCAUUUGCUUUGGCCGUUUUCCCGCAAUACCAGGCAAUCGAGGUCAAUCAGCUGGAGCCUGAGCUAGCCGGGAAACAGGACCGUGACGGCAACCCCGUUAGCAAGGUUUACUUCAACCGCGGUAUCUGA